AUGGCCACAGCCGCCGGUAUCAAUCCACCACGCUCUACUCGUGCGAAAACCCAUCAGGAACUACCAAACAGACAUCACCCUCUUAAUCGCCCAUCACCCGUAUCUAUAUCCCAAUCAGAAACACGCUCUCCUUCCCUUUCCCGGUCACCGAAUCCCUCCGCAAGUUCAUCUCUGGCGAACCCUUUUCCACCAAGUGAUGCCGUCAUAAAUUCUUGUGAGCCCUGCUACCGGAGGACGACUCGUUGCGCCAUGAAACAAAAUGCCAGCAAAUGUCACUCGUGUGAUUUCCGCUACCAGGAAUGUACAUCCAACAUAAAUAACCACGUAGGAAAACGGAAGCAUGAUGACUCCGGUCUAAGAGAUGCCAGCUAUGUAAAGAGACAAGCAAGGAAUAGCCUGCCAUCUCCCAUGUCUGAAAUUAUGACGGACUCUCAACGCAGAGCUUCCAUCAACACUAACUGUUCAAGAGAAGCACCGUCGGCAGGCUUCCAUAAUAGCAUGGCUAUGGAGAUAGAGCCUCUAUUCCUCGGCUUUCUCCCACGGGACUGGAACGACGAGAUUCAGGUAGCAGCAGCUCGGAUACAAAGUGCAUCGGACCAGGGCUGCCUUACGAGAGCUGGUGAUUCUUCUGUCUCGUUGGAAACGGUAGAAAACCUAGUUACUCCCUUUGGGCCGACUUUGGUGGACAAAUACUUUAAACACGUUCACCCGACAUAUCCAAUCAUCCUAGAAGACAGUUUCCGAAGUGCUUACAGGGAGCGGAAGGGUCUGUCAGCUCUCCUUUUAGGGACGGUAUAUCUUGCGGCCUUGAAGUGGCUGGAACCUGAGUCCGGAAUACAAACACUGCGCCCACCGGAUGCUGCUGGCCUUGAGGCUUUGGUUUACACGCUUCAGGCUGGUCUGCUUCUCUCCCAAAAGUCAUCCAUCUUUACUCCUAGAUUGAUGGCCCAGCUGGUGACAGCAGGGUUCGACUUAGGCCUGCACCAGGACUGCUCUAGAUGGCAGAUGGCAUACUGGGAGAAAGGCUUGAGGAAACGACUAGCAUGGGCUUUAUAUAUGCAAGAUAAAUGGUGUGCAUUAGUGCAUAGUCGGCCAUCACACAUAUUCGUGUCCAAUUGGACAGUAACGGACUUGACCUUAGAUGAUUUUGAUAAUGCCACACGUUCAGCUGUUCAUGGUGCUUCUUUUGUCUCUUCUCCUUCCCCUUCAUCGCCCUCUGACCUUGUGUUUGGCUACGUCUACUUCAGCCAAUUCGUUGCUCUGACCAGAAUUCUAUCCGAUAUCAUUGAAUCCUUCUAUACCCUCGAAGCUAACCGAAACUUCUCUACAACCCGCGAGCAGCUUACCCAUACUAUUCUAUCAAAGGCGAAACCCAUUCAAAUCCAACUAAAGGACUGGUUUGCCCAAUUACCCGCUGAGCUGAAAGUAGACUCUGAUUGUGUGAUGGAGGCUGGUGCCAAUGGUGGAAUAUAUCUAGCAUACUUUGCAACUGAAAUUGCUCUUCACAGGUGCAUUAUACGGUCUAUAUCGCCGGAAACAACUGACCAAUAUCUUGCACAUAUCUGUCGUUCUGCGGCGAAAACUCGUCUCAUAUCUGCUAUGGACUUUGUAAACAGGCUGAGACCUGUUCACCUGCGAGCAUUCUGGCCUGCUGCUGCAAAAACGAAUUUUGCCCUCAUUGGAGCAUUUGGCGUCUUGCUGCGAACUACGGCACAUACCCAGGAGGAGGAAGAAUUCUACAAAUCCCGGUUACGGGAAUAUCGAUGGACGCUGGGUGUGAAUCGAAAGCAUGCAGAAUUUUUGGACUUUGCAAUAGGUAGCCUUGACGGAGUGGCCAGACUGCUACUUAAUGAACCGCAGAAACCAGGGUUUCAAGAGUUCAUGAACAGUUCAUCCUUCUCUCCUUCGCCGGAUGUGGACAUGAUGAACUGCAGACGUACCCGGCUCAGUGAGCAAUCUGCGGGACCUCGUAACGACUCACGCCAUGGAGACAGCUAUUAUGGCUCAGAUGAGUACGAACAUCGACCAGUAUGCAAUGGGAUGUAUUCACGGCUUGGUUUCUCGUCUACAAAAUCUGGUUUGAUAUCUCCAGCAGCAUCUGCAUCCAGCGCCAGCACCAAUCGUGAUUACGGAGAAGGCAGAGGUCGAUUGAAGGCUCGACAGACUUUGACGAACUAA
This is a messenger RNA of Microsporum canis CBS 113480, 2178 nucleotides long. RefSeq names its product nitrogen regulatory protein OTam. Lineage: Eukaryota; Fungi; Ascomycota; Eurotiomycetes; Onygenales; Arthrodermataceae. Gene Ontology annotation, biological process: DNA-templated transcription. The record is from RefSeq and is a predicted model, not a curated record. Gene Ontology annotation, cellular component: nucleus. Bases 1 to 2178 code for a protein of 725 amino acids. The transcript is spliced from 3 exons. Gene Ontology annotation, molecular function: zinc ion binding; DNA binding.